AUGACAUGUGUAGAGCCCCAGAAGGCAACCAAGCAGGAGAUGGCGGCCUUUCACACAGACGAGUACAUUAGCUUUCUGGAGAGUGUGACUACCAAACCCAUUGCAAGUGAUGCCGCUAAGCUGUACAUGCACAAUGUCUUUGAGGACUGCCCAGUGUUCCCUGGGUUGUAUGACUUCUGUCGCUCUUCGGCUGGUUCGAGUAUUGGCGGUGCCGUAGCUCUCAACUGUCGUGACAGUGUCAUUGCGAUCAAUUGGAGUGGGGGCCUACACCACGCCAUGCGCUCAGCCGCCUCGGGCUUCUGCUAUGUGAACGAUAUUGUUCUGGCUAUACUGGAGCUGCUGAAGUAG
Molecule: messenger RNA, 348 nt
Organism: Sphaeroforma arctica JP610
Lineage: Eukaryota; Ichthyosporea; Ichthyophonida
Exons: 2
Coding region: 1-348 (115 amino acids)
Molecular function (GO): histone deacetylase activity
Source: RefSeq, a predicted model, not a curated record